GGAACGAAAAAAAAAAAAUCUCACUCGUUCACUCGUAGAUAAAAGACCAGUCUUUUCUUUUAUUUUCUUGCCCUCCAAAAAUAGUGCUAGGCCUGUGCUUCUCAGCAGCCUUGUCAUCGUCGUCGUGGUCGUCUCUGUGCCAGUGGGAUUUUGGGUAACAGGAGUAAAGAUGAAUCUUUGAGUGUGAUGAAUGCAUUGAAUGCUGAAAGAGAGAGCGAUGGAUGAUCCUUGCUCUGUCAAUAGUCCUCGAAGGGUCCUCAGUCUCUCAAGGAAAAGGAAGGAAACUCUGUUAUUUCCAGAGCUUGAUGAUCAAGCUUCUGGGUUUGGCGUGUCCGGUGAGCAUGGUCCAAAACCUUCUGAAGUUUAUGGUUUUGUUGGCUCCAUUUCGACUGUUGUUGCCACAGCUAUUUUCUUGAUAUGGGCAUAUGCUCCUGACAGUUGGUUACAUACCAUUGGGAUCUUUUAUUAUCCUAGCAGGUAUUGGGCUUUGGCAGUGCCAACAUAUGCAAUUGUGACCGUAAUAUUAGCCAUUGGAUUUUACAUUGGCCUCAACUUCAUGGCGACCCCUCCUCCAACUUCCUUGAACACAAUGUUUGAUGAGUAUAGUAGAGAACCUUUGAGGUCUGAACCUUCUGUGAAAGGCAACGAGCAGCCCAUUAAGCCCUUAUCUGAUAUUGGCAUCAAUCAAAUCAAUGAUCUUAUGUUCAACGUUUAGAAAUGACAAUCUAUCCUUGCAUGAUGACCAUCCUGUCCAUAUCCUUAUUGCCUUGUGAAAUUAUCAUUAUGCUUUUGGAGAGUUGACUUUGAUGCCCGUUGAGAAUUGUCCCAAGUGAGAAUGAAUAAAGUGAUUCGAAUGCCAUCAGCUUGGCCAAUAUUUCACUUGGGCAAUGUAAAGUACACAACCUAUGAGGAUCGAACAAGAUUAUAAGUUGUGCUUCGAGUCAGAUGGAACUUGUGGAUGCAGGUAGUAAUGAUAUGGUGAACACCAAUGAUAUGGCUGGCAGUUACUUUGUACUCUUGGGUGAUCGACCGAGUUUCUUGAAGGGAAAAUGAUUUGAAAACAACAAACUUACAUAAAAAAGAUCUAGAAUGAUGCGACAGUGCCAUUUUGAAAUUAUGAGGACAAUGAUGAGUGUUUUGAUUAGAGAUGAAGGGACUACAAGAAGACAUAUCAGUGUCAACUUUUGAGUAUUGAAAUAUUGAUAUACAGCAGUGCUACAUCCCCGAAUGACGUUGCAAGGUUUGUUGCAAAUUGUAUACCAGUUGCUACAUCUCGCACGCAACAAAACCAAAACCAUCGAUAUUGUUUGCACUUAUCCUUGUAACUGUAUAUCACCUCUAUUUUGUGAAUUUAUAGGCACACACCAUCCAAUAAAACCACAAGCAUCACAAGAGAAAUAAUUUGUUUUUGUUUUAAUUAGUUUCAAAAAUAAUUUGUUUUUGUUUCGCUCAGUUUCACAUAAACAAUGUACAAAGGACCAAAUAAAUAGUUAACAUUUUUGUUUUUACCACUUUUUUCUGCUUUUAGGGCUAGUUUGGCAUGUACUAA
Molecule: messenger RNA, 1549 nt
Organism: Camellia sinensis
Lineage: Eukaryota; Viridiplantae; Streptophyta; Magnoliopsida; Ericales; Theaceae
Product: phosphatidylinositol N-acetylglucosaminyltransferase subunit P
Source: RefSeq, a predicted model, not a curated record